GUCAGGGAUAAAAAUUCAAUUUUUAAACAACUUCAAAAAGUAAUAUUAAAAAUAAUAGAUUUUCUGUACAAAAAAUCCUAGUUUGUGGGUUUGCUACAAAGUUAUGACACUUCGAUGACAGUAAAUUAAAUUGACACUCCACUACUAUAUCUGUGGUCUUCAGCUUGCCGCCUGCGCAUAGGUCACUAUAAAAAAAUACACUGAAAAAACUUCCAGUGUCAAAAUUUCUACAAAAAUAAAACAAACACAGUAGAAAUAUAGCUUCAUAUAUUUAGUCAAUUAUCGAAUAUCUUAUAUCUUGGUCUUAAUAAGAAAGCGAAGUUUCAGUUUAGCCACAAACCUCGUUCAACUUAUAAAUUACCAUUCUUUACAUUUAUUUUUAAAAACGUAUUGUUAUAAUUUUUGUGUUGCAUAAUAUGGCCCGGUAAACAAGUCAAUUAUAAUUAUGAAUUAUUCUAAUAUUUGUAUUAUACUGAACGGUUGCAUAAAACUAGACCGCGGCUUACGGCAAACAGUUUUCUUUAAAAACGGUCAUUGUUACAAACAAGGUAUAUUUAGGAGUUCUGUACGUUGCCUUCGAAGCUACCCAUACCUUAGACAAGCUCAGGAUGAUAGUGUUACGGUGCUUCCAUCUCCUCAGGAGGUGACAGCAACACUGAGAAAAAAUGAAUUUAACAAAGAAUUCACAUAUGGCACUAUAAAAUCCUAUGACUCAAAUCAAUUGGCUUCAAAUAAUCCAAUUGAAGACACUAGAAGUGAGGGUCAAUGUAUUUUCACUCCAGGCUUUUUAAUGGGAGUCUUUGAUGGACAUGGAGGUCCAGCUUGUGCUCAGGUUAUAUCUAAACGAAUGCUAAAGUAUAUUGCUGCAAGUCUAUUAUCUGUACAUAAUUUAGAGAAAAUUAAAAAACAGGAGGUCAUGGAUAAUUUGAUAGAAACAUUCAAUGAUAAGGCAGAUAUAGUUCAAGAUUUAAAAGUGAUAUAUGAAAAGAGUUUUCGGAAAUAUUUAGAUGAUUUGUCAAAAUUGCAUGAAGAAGGUGAUGUUGAUGUUCAAACUUGUUUGGAAAAAAGUAUACUUCAUCUAGAUGAUGACUUAUCAAAGGAAGUCUUAGACCCAUACUCAACCGAUGGAUUUAUCAACCACAAAACAUUAUCUGUUGCAUUGUCAGGUGCUGUUGCCUGCAUUGCCUAUAUUGAUGGACCUCAUUUAUAUGUAGCUAAUAUUGGUGACUGCAAUGCUGUCUUAGGGACUAUGACUGAAGAAAAUGAAUGGAUCUCAAAGAAGAUAACCAAAGAGCACAAUUCAGAAAAUAUAGAUGAACUAAAAAGGAUAUGGAAUGAACAUCCAGAAAAUGAGAGAAAUACAAUUAUCAGACGUGAUAGACUCUUAGGUGAAUUAGCACCAUUAAGGAGUUUGGGUGACUUUAGAUAUAAAUGGUCAGCUGACAUGUUAGGAAAGCUUGCUGUUCCUUUAAUAGGUCAAAGAGCAAUCCCCGCAAACUAUCAUACACCUCCAUAUUUAACUGCAAAGCCUGAUGUCUUCUAUCACAGACUGACUCCAAAGGACAAAUUCUUAAUUAUUGCAUCAGAUGGAAUCUGGGAUAUGAUGACGCCACUCCAAUCUGUGAAAUUAGUUGGUGAACACAUGAAAGGAAAAGUGUUUUUCAAUCCACUUAAAUUGCCAAAAAAGAACAUUCAGUUGGGUGAUAUAAAUGAGUUAUUAUUGCAUAGAAAGGAGAGUUUAAAAAGUAAACCAAAAGAUAGGAAUGCAGCAACCCAUUUAAUAAGGCAUGCUAUAGGUGGUACUGAAUAUGGUGUUGAUCACUCAAGACUCGCUCAUUUACUCAGUUUGUCACCAGAUGUCAGUAGAAUGUUCCGAGAUGAUAUGACUGUUACAGUUAUUUAUUUUGACUCAGAGUAUCUUCGACAGUGCCCGGCUUAAGUGGUGAUAUUUGUGCCUAUUUAAAUUUAUUGCGCUGUGAGUGUUUGUUUUAUCACAAAUUUUUAUAUUGCUCAUGCACUUAAGUCCUCCUUUAUAGAAUGAAAUAUUUGAUUUUUCAAAAGUUUGCUCAUUGUAUAUCAGAACUUGUGCAUUGUUAAUUGUGUGAUUUGUAAAUGUAAUAUUUUUUGUUGUUUAUAGUGUCACACCUUUGUUUAAUGAGUAGUCACCUACAAGUUUCUUUACUUUAUUAUGGACACCUAAACUAAUGUUUGGCCUAAUUUCACAGAAUUGUUAACAUAUUGAAGAUUGAUAAGCUAAGCUUAUGCCAGAAUAUUUACGUAUGAACCUUUAAAAUACUGUUUUCAAUCAUGAUGAAAUUUUGUUUUAUAUUAAAAAUGUUUCUUGUUAGUUUUAUUCCUUGUUUAGAAUUUUCCUCAUUUUGUUGUUUCUUAAUAAUAAUUUUUUUUUCUUUACAGCCUAAACUUUAAAUUUUUUCCAAAUCAUUAACAUAUGUAUUUAUUUCUCUGGCACUUAUACAAAAAAUAAAGGGAAUAGGAACAUUUGUAUAUACAAAAUGAUGUCACUAUGUAUAUCAAUUCUUAAAAGUAAAUAUAUGUUGACUGUCUAGAUGAUGGUAAUUUCAUGAUAUAAUAGGUUUUACUUAUAUGAUAUUUAUGGUAAAUUCUGGUAAUUUCGUGCAUAUACUACGAUGCUGAGAAUUAUAUUUCUACUCAGUGGAUUCCUUUCCUAAAACUAAAAGAAAUAUUUGUAUCUACUGUUCUGAUUAUCUUAAUUGGCCGGAGUGGUCUAUAAAAAUAUUUAGCUUUAAAUGUUGCAUACACAUUAAUUUUAUGUUUUCCAAGUUAAAGCAAUAAAUACAUUAUGUCAUUAUUUUAUAAUCACUAUUUCUAUUUCCAACUCUUGCAUGUUGUGGUAACAUACCGGAUAAUGGGUGGUCCUUUGAAUUAAUGAGACACACUUGACAAGCUCAAAAAAGUUGUUUAUUCAGAAAGGUUGUGUGAUUUCAUUUUUGUUUUAUUAGUUUGUGUUAAUUUCUUUGCAUGUAUAUUAUAUACUUAGAACAAUCAAACAACAAAAAUGCAUGUCAUGUGUUUAAGAUUUUAUUAUAUUGAAUAUCUACCUCAACUUUAGUUUUUUUUCCUCAAAGUUAUAUCAAUGUAAAUACCAUUACACAAAACAAAUUAAUAUAUAAUUUGUGUGAUAACUUGUGUUACCUUCUUGCCAUAUUUAUAACUUAAAAUUAAAACGUUAUUUUUACUUAUAAAUAUUAACAAAUAGCAUUCGUAUAUACGACUUUUACCGAAUAUAUGGAGAACAGUAUUAUAUAGUACUGCCAACCAUUGCAUGAUAGCCUAUUUAUUUAAAAUACAUGAAGAAACUGUCAUAGAGUUUGUGAUAAGUGUAGGUCCUUAAAACUAUAAUAAAUAAUAAGUUCCAACUGCUAAAAUGCU
Messenger RNA from Pieris brassicae (large cabbage white), 3411 nucleotides. It is a transcript of the gene Pdp, whose product is annotated as pyruvate dehydrogenase [acetyl-transferring]-phosphatase 1, mitochondrial. Gene Ontology annotation, biological process: protein dephosphorylation. Gene Ontology annotation, molecular function: protein serine/threonine phosphatase activity; cation binding. Bases 446 to 1939 code for a protein of 497 amino acids. The record is from RefSeq and is a predicted model, not a curated record. The transcript is spliced from 4 exons. NCBI's taxonomy places the organism in Eukaryota, Metazoa, Arthropoda, Insecta, Lepidoptera, Pieridae.